UAUUCAAAUGGUGCUCCUUUUCUAUUUGAUGGAAUCCACUCAGAAGUUUUCAGUGUCUGAUUUGUCAAAACCAUCAAACCCGUGUUCAAGUUGACAAGAUGAAAAUUGAUCUACUAUUUUGUUUUUGGACCAUGUUUCUUCGGUACAUACCCUUUGUACAGAAAUAAAAGGUAAAAAAAAACCUCCCAUGAAAGUGUCUCCAACAUGCAUAGCCAAUUUGAUUGAAUCUUCAUAGGAUCCAGCGAUGACAAGUUCGAUUGGGUGUAUACUGUUGCUGACACAUUGUGUUGCCCUUGUAGCUUUAGUUUAUGCACAACAACAAACAGGCUUCAUAAGCAUUGAUUGCGGUGGUCCUCAAAACUUUGAGUACACAGAUGAUACAACUAAAAUAAAGUACGGGACUGAUGGAGCCUACAUACAAACUGGGGUUAAUAAGAACAUUUCCUCUAACUAUGCAUACCCUAAUAAUCCCAUGCUGCCACAACCACUCUCAGAUCUCAGAAGUUUUCCUGAGGGAGAAAGGAACUGUUACAAGUUAAUAGCUGGAAGAAAAGGCAGUUUACAUUUGAUAAGAGCUUCCUUUUUAUAUGGAAACUAUGAUGGAGAAAACAAGCCACCUGAGUUUGAUCUCUAUGUUGAUGUCAAUUUCUGGUCAACGAUCAAAUUUAGAAAUGCCUCAGAUGAAGUUACAAUGGAAACAAUCAGUGUGGCACAAUCAGGGGUGACAAAUGUUUGUCUAGUGAACAAGGGAGAAGGAACUCCUUUUAUCUCGGGAUUGGAACUUAGACCACUUAAUGCUUCUAUUUAUAACACUGAGUUUGGGGAAUUUGGGUCACUAACACUUUUCAAAAGAUGGGACUUUGGAUCACUCAAUGGAAGUGGUAGAUAUGAGGAUGAUAUUUAUGAUAGAAUUUGGUCACCCUAUAAUUCCUCAUCUUUGGAUUCUGUAAGCACUUCCACAGUAAUAAAUGUCAAUGGUGAUGGCUAUAAAGCACCAUUUGAAGUCAUCAAAACUGCUGCUACAACACCAAAGAGUGACAAUGAUCCUUUAGAAUUUUCUUGGACCCCAGAUGAUCCAAGUUGGAAAUUUUAUGUCUACUUGUACUUUGCCGAAGUGGAGCAGCUUAAUAAAACUCAACUGAGGAAAUUUAAUAUAUCCUGGAAUGGAUCUCCAUUGUUUGAAUCCAUAGUACCACAUUACUUGUUUGCAACCACCCUAUCUAAUUCAAAAUCCUUGGUGGCAAAUGAACAUCGUAUUUCUAUACAUAAAACAAAGGAUUCAACCCUUCCACCCAUUCUUAAUGCAGUUGAGAUUUAUGUAGUAAGACAAUUAGAUGCACUUCCAACAUUUGAACAAGAUGUUGAUGCUAUGAUGGCAAUAAGGGAAAACUAUAGGAUUCAAAGAAAUUGGAUGGGUGAUCCAUGUGAGCCAAAGAACUAUUCUUGGGAAGGCUUAGAAUGCAACUAUACCACUUCGCUUCCUCCCCGAAUUAUAUCUCUGAAUAUGAGCUCAAGCAGUUUAAGUGGAACAAUAACUUCUGCCAUUUCCAAUCUUUCCUCAUUGGAAUCUUUGGACUUGCAUAACAAUAGCUUAACUGGAGCAAUGCCUCAGUUUUUGGAGGAAUUGAAAUACCUUAAAUAUUUGGAUUUAAGGAGCAAUCUAUUUUCAGGUUCUGUUUCUGCCACACUUUUAGAAAGAUCAAGGACCGGAUCACUCACAUUGAGGGUGGAUGAUCAAAAUCAUGGUGACACCAAAGGGAACAAUAAAACUAAGAAAAUUGUUAUUCCCAUAGUGGCAUCAGUAUUAUCGAUUUUAGUUCUAUUGAUUGUUUUCAUUCUCGUUCAGAAACUUAGAAGAAAUGAAAGAUCAGAUGAAGAGAUAAGUAUGCUCAACAAAGGAGGAAAAACUGUAACAUCAAAGAAUUGGCAAUACACUUAUUCAGAGGUGUUGAACAUUACCAACAACUUUGAAAUGGCAAUUGGUAAGGGAGGAUUUGGAACCGUGUAUUGUGGUCAGGUGAAAGAUGGCAAACAAGUUGCAGUCAAGAUGCUUUCUCCAUCAUCAACUCAGGGGCCAAAGGAAUUUCAGACUGAGGCUGAGCUUUUGAUGACAGUUCAUCACAAAAAUUUGGUAUCCUUCAUUGGUUACUGUGAUGAUGAUAACAAGAUGGCACUCAUAUAUGAGUACAUGGCCAACGGCAGCCUCAAAGAUUUUCUCUCACUCUCAGAUGGAAAUUCACAUUCCUUGAGUUGGGAAAGGAGAAUACAAAUAGCAAUCGAUGCUGCAGAGGGGUUGGAUUAUCUACACCAUGGAUGCAAGCCACCUAUAAUACACAGGGAUGUAAAGUCAGCCAACAUUCUUUUAAGUCAAGACUUAGAAGCUAAGAUAGCAGAUUUUGGCCUCUCUAGGGAGUUUAGGAAAGAAAACCAAAAUCAAGAUUCUUCAAUGAUUUAUAAUGAUGUUUCAAAUGAAAAAUCUGCAGUGAUGGGCACAACAGGGUACCUUGACCCAGAGUACUACAAAUUGGGGACCCUAAAUGAGAAAAGUGACAUCUAUAGCUUUGGAAUUGUUCUACUGGAAUUAAUCACAGGUCGUCCUGCAAUAUUGAAAAGUUUAGGCAACCCAUUAAUGCACAUACUUGAGUGGAUAAGAUCUGAACUUGAAGGAGGAGAUUUAAGUAGGAUUUUAGAUCCAAGGCUCCAAGGAAAAUUUGAUACUAGUUCUGGGUGGAAAGCUUUAGGAAUAGCAAUGGCAUGUUCUGCAUCAACCUCCAAUCAAAGACCUACAAUGAAUGUUGUGCUAGCAGAGUUAAAACAAUGCUUGAAAUUGGAAUCGCCUAAUGAAACUGAAAUAUUUGUGGCCCCAAAACAAGUCUACAACGAAUUUUAUAGUUCAUCUGAAGCAUUUUCCUGUGAUAGUGAAUCUAUCACCUAUCCUUUCCCAAGAUAGUGUGACUAUGUAUAUACAUUGAACCAUUGAAAAGUGUUCAAUUAAAGCAUUAAACUGUAAUUUUUUAUGAAA
Molecule: messenger RNA, 3022 nt
Organism: Cajanus cajan (pigeon pea)
Lineage: Eukaryota; Viridiplantae; Streptophyta; Magnoliopsida; Fabales; Fabaceae
Gene: RHS16
Product: root hair specific 16
Biological process (GO): protein phosphorylation
Molecular function (GO): protein binding; ATP binding; protein kinase activity
Source: RefSeq, a predicted model, not a curated record